Daphnia carinata is the source of this 988-nucleotide messenger RNA. Its product is annotated as trypsin I-P1-like. The coding region runs from base 112 to 894 and encodes 260 amino acids. NCBI's taxonomy places the organism in Eukaryota, Metazoa, Arthropoda, Branchiopoda, Diplostraca, Daphniidae. Gene Ontology annotation, biological process: proteolysis. The transcript is spliced from 6 exons. Gene Ontology annotation, molecular function: serine-type endopeptidase activity. The record is from RefSeq and is a predicted model, not a curated record.
UAGAUUUUACAUCCUGGACCCUCCUGAAAUCUACACAUCUAGAAAAACUCAAAAGGAAAACAAAAAAACUUUAGAGACGUUGGCAAGUUGAACAGAAAACAAAAUACCACCAUGAAGCUUACAGCGCUUUUGGCUACUCUCUUCUUCGCCUUGACGGCAGGAGCGCCAAAUGAAGAUCGCAUCUAUGGUGGAGCUCAAGCUACCGCUGCCGUUCCUUAUUUGGCUUCAAUCGUCGCGAACCAGCAACACAUUUGCGGAGGAUGGAUAUAUGAGAAAGACUGGAUAGUUACGGCUGCCAACUGCGUUUAUAAUUAUUUACCAAGUGAGCUCUCGGUCAUCGUCGGUCAAUAUUCGUUGAUUCAACCUGAUGUAGAGGAAGAAGUUAUUAACGUUUUCAAGAUUUACAUAUACAGCGGUUACAACAAUGCUACUCUGCUACAUGACAUUGCUAUGCUGCAGCUUGCAACCCCGAUGACAUUCGGUACCUACGUCAAUUACUUACCCUACGAAGAGGCGGAUGAAAUGUCUGGUGCUACUGGUACUUUUUCCGGAUGGGGUGGCACUCUGGAAGGCAAUUUACCUUCAACUAAACUUCGUACAAUGACCGUGGACUUCCCUGGUGACUGCUCUGGUUACACCCAGGAUGAAUACAGUCAAAAUUACAUGCUGUGCGCAGGAACUGCCGCUGCCACAAGCUCGCCUUGCCACUAUGACGAAGGAUCACCCUUGGUUCAAACUAUCGGUGGCGUUGAUUACGCUGUGGGUAUCAUGUCAAAGAAUAAGGGUUGCGGGGCCGCUGUUCCAUCAACAAUCUACACCCGCCUUACCGCCUAUUACGCUUGGUUCAAUGAAAUUGCUGGUCUCCAGCCCCCACCUGCAACCGGAAACAAAUAGUUAACUGAUUUUCAGCUUUCUUUUGUUGACAAAAAAAUGUUCAAUAUUCAUUUUAAACCUAGAAAAUACAUCAAAUAAAUUAAAAUCAUGAUAA